Molecule: messenger RNA, 858 nt
Organism: Capronia epimyces CBS 606.96
Lineage: Eukaryota; Fungi; Ascomycota; Eurotiomycetes; Chaetothyriales; Herpotrichiellaceae
Product: STE protein kinase
Exons: 4
Coding region: 1-858 (285 amino acids)
Biological process (GO): protein phosphorylation
Molecular function (GO): protein kinase activity; ATP binding
Source: RefSeq, a predicted model, not a curated record
AUGUCAGGCAGCUAUCGCAUAGGACAGCUUUUCAAGGGGAGAUUGGACAGUUACACGGUCGCCAAAAAGGUGCGGGACACCAUCUGGCUUGCCAAAGAUCAGACUGGAUCGCCGGCUGUAAUCAAGUUUGCUCGCGGAAACGAUACGGUCAGGAACGAGCGGGAUAUCCUGAAACGCUUCCAAGGCCACAGCCACUUCAUCGGACAAUUAAAAGAUGAGGUAGAAGUCCCAGCGAGCUCCGAUCCGGCAAUAGUAUUGGAAUAUCUCGAGGACGACCUCCUGAGUGCCUCGAAGAAGCGGCCCCUGACUGGCAAGGAGAUCAAAUAUGUGUCCAAGCAGGUGCUCCGAGCCCUUGACCUGCUUCACAGCGCCGGUUAUGUGCACACGGAUCUGAAACUCGAUAAUGUGCUGGUGAACUACAAGAACCACGACCACGACUCUGGCAUGCCCAAGACUCUGUCAGAUAUCCACCUUGCAGACUUUGGUGGCACCUCUCAUGUGAAUUCCCAAAUCACAAAGGCCGGGGGUAACCAUUGGGGCGCCCGUCUGGCGAACACCCAGCUCAGCGACGGAGAGUAUGAACUUCAGAUCUUGAUCCAGCAAUCCAAAUAUUUUGGGCCAUUUCCCCCAAAGUACGUGGACCUUGUCCGAAGUGACGAGAUUGCCAUGGCCACCAUCGCAUACGUGCUGGACACUGUCGAGAGUCUGACACCAUUCAACAUGACAACCGAGAGGGAAGUGAGUAAGGCGGAUAAAGAGUUCAUCUGCAAGAUUAUGAAGAUCGAUCCAAGAGACAGGCCGACAGCAAAGGAGCUGCUGCUGGACCCAUGGUUUGAACCCGGACUAGAACUUUCCUGA